Messenger RNA from Scylla paramamosain (green mud crab), 408 nucleotides. RefSeq lists its product as uncharacterized. Lineage: Eukaryota; Metazoa; Arthropoda; Malacostraca; Decapoda; Portunidae. Bases 1 to 408 code for a protein of 135 amino acids. The record is from RefSeq and is a predicted model, not a curated record. The transcript is spliced from 3 exons.
AUGUGUGAGCUAGAUUUAAACCAGGCCAUUUCACCAAGCAGCAAGAAGUCACAGCAGUCGGAAGAGUUACCGAGAACAGCUAGGUCCAAGAUUCGAAUCCCAGAUCAGACCGAGACGGAUUGUGAGGUUAAGCCGCCGCCACAACCUCCACGUCACCUGCCCGCCACAACGCCUUCCCGUGUCACACCUGUUGUCCCUCUCCCCUCACGUGUCUCUCCACACCUCACCUGCCCUACACAAUUGCCCCCCUCCACACGUGUCACCGCCCAUACUGAUCUCCUCAGUUCUCUCCUUCCCACACCUCCCACGCCCACCGCCACACGAGCGUUCUCCAUAUCUCAUCCCACCAACACCUACUUCGCCUCGCCUACACCUGCGCUGCCCACACCUGUCCCCCGUGUCCUCUAG